This is a messenger RNA of Cryptomeria japonica (Japanese cedar), 1464 nucleotides long. Its product is annotated as peptide methionine sulfoxide reductase A5. The transcript is spliced from 4 exons. The record is from RefSeq and is a predicted model, not a curated record. Gene Ontology annotation, molecular function: peptide-methionine (S)-S-oxide reductase activity. Gene Ontology annotation, biological process: cellular response to oxidative stress. Bases 265 to 1074 code for a protein of 269 amino acids. NCBI's taxonomy places the organism in Eukaryota, Viridiplantae, Streptophyta, Pinopsida, Cupressales, Cupressaceae. Gene Ontology annotation, cellular component: cytoplasm.
GUAAGGAACCCCCUCAUAGAACCAUAUCGUUUAUGUGUGUGCUAAUGUUAUUAUUUUUGUUAUUUGCAUUUCUGUUUUACUGGUCAAAGCCGUGAAUACUGUCAUAAAGGAAAUCAUAAUCUCUGACAGGCGAGAGGCUCGAACCCUGGUUGCUGGGUUUGGAUCCAAUAUAUUUUCUGUCCCAUUCUGGCUUUAACCUCGGUAAACAAGGUUUGAAAUGGCCACUGUGAUAACUUUGACUUUGUGCGCAUAUUUUCUCCCCAGAUGAUUGAGAAACUCUCAAAUUUAUUAGGAAAACAAAACAUAUCUUUGAAAAUGAUGUUUUUAAGGAUGAAUUUGAUGUUCUUUGGGUUAUUGUUAUCGCUAUGCGUGGUUAAAGAAACCCUAGGUAUAAGGCUGUUUGAAGGAGGAGGAAAUCUGGGAAAUAAGGGUUCAGAGGUGAAGGAUCAGCAGUAUAAGAUUACAGUAUUUGCCCUCGGAAGCUUCUGGAGAGGUGAGGCCGCCUUUGGAUGCGUGCCUGGUGUAAUUCGAACCACGGCUGGUUACAGCGGAGGAACCAAGCUUAAUCCUGAGUACAGGCUUUUAGGAGACCAUGCUGAAGCUGUCCAGGUUGAAUAUGAUCCAAAAUUGAUUAGAUAUGAGCAGUUAUUAAAUGUUUUCUGGUCCAAUCAUGAUGCCACUCAAGUUUUUGGACAAGGCCCUGAUGUGGGUGAUCAAUACAGCAGGUCUAUCAUCUUUACUAGUGGGAAUGAUGAGGCUAAGCUGGCUGCACUGAGCAAAGAAAGAGAACAAACUAAAAUAAGGGACAAUUUAGUAACAACACAAAUUCAAGAAUUUGAAACCUUUUAUCCUGCUGAACCUGAACAUCAGAAGUUUGAGCUCAGGCAGAAUUCAUUACUUCUCCAACUCAUUGGAAUGAUGCCUGAAGAGGAGUUUGCAAGGUCCAGUAUGGCUACAAAAUUGAAUAGCUAUGCUGCUGGGAUGUGUGCACCUUCCAUUCGUAAAACCAUUGAUGCCAAGGUCAAUGAUAUUCUCAAAAGCUGGCCAUUGUCACGCCUUUUACAGGAAGUUUGACUUCUGAGUGAGUUCUAAACUUAGGCUCUUUUAAAGCAAGGCUGGUAUGUAAUUUUAUAGUGAAAUGCUUUGUGUACUACAUCAGCUUUUGGUCAGCUAUCAGGUACAUUUCCUCUUAAGUUUUGCUAAUCAUAGUGUCUUACCCAGUUUGUUGGCUCAUCCUUAGUUGAGGAGUGAUUCAUUAUAGCAUUUCUAUUUUUAACUGAUCGUACUCGAAGGUGAGUAUUAUCAAACAACUUGAAUGCAUAGGUCAAAGGCCUUGCAAUUGAGAGUUGCAGAGAAGGCCUCUAUGCAUAUCCAAUCUUGUUCGUCAAUUUAUUAUUACUGAAGUCAAAAUAUCUAAUUUUCUACACAAAGUGGGGGUGCUCAUUUUGAAGUUAUUUUAUCCAA